Messenger RNA from Salvia miltiorrhiza (redroot sage), 2066 nucleotides. RefSeq names its product cell division cycle 20.3, cofactor of APC complex-like. The transcript is spliced from 8 exons. Gene Ontology annotation, molecular function: protein binding; ubiquitin ligase activator activity; anaphase-promoting complex binding. Gene Ontology annotation, cellular component: anaphase-promoting complex. The coding region runs from base 196 to 1551 and encodes 451 amino acids. The record is from RefSeq and is a predicted model, not a curated record. Gene Ontology annotation, biological process: positive regulation of anaphase-promoting complex-dependent catabolic process; positive regulation of ubiquitin protein ligase activity; anaphase-promoting complex-dependent catabolic process. NCBI's taxonomy places the organism in Eukaryota, Viridiplantae, Streptophyta, Magnoliopsida, Lamiales, Lamiaceae.
ACAGAAAAAUGAAAAAGAAAAGAAAAGGAAGGCUUUAACCAGAAAAUCCAACCCAAAACACAAAAUGUCUUUUGGCGCGAAAUAGCAGUAGACGUUAGUUAGUUACAUCACAAUUCCCCCUUCUUAAUCUGGAAAUGAAUCUCUGUAAUUGAUCAAUAUUCCGUAAAACUUUCGGAACAGUAAAGAGGAGCAACAAUGGAGGAUGAGAGGGAUUGGAGACUCGCCUCCGAUUGGUACUCUCCAACUCGCCUCCACGACAGUCCCGUCAAAUAUGAUUUUCCGGGCGAUAGGUUUAUUCCAAAUCGGAGCCUGAUGGAUCUCGAUCAAGCCCACGGUGCGCUGACCAACAGGGUCGUCCAACGCCCCACACAUACCAAAUCCAGUAUUGAAUAUAGGAAGUCUUUGAGCAAUCUGACCUUGAAUGCUGAUGGUAGGCCAUUUCAGAUGCUUGUUUUCAGGGGAAGCCCCAAAUCAAGUAGAAAACCGAACCCUAUGGUUGAUGAGACGCGACGCAGUAACAGUGAGUACCCUACUUGUAUACCAUUACGAAGAUUCCCCAAGGGUGAAUCUAAAAUUCUGGAUGCCCCCGGAAUCAGCCACGACUACUAUCUCAACAUUGUUGAUUGGGGGAAGGAAAACAUUCUAGCAGCUGCUCUUGACAGAAGAUUAUACCUGUGGGAUGCAAAUACUGGUAAAGUUGAUCUGUUAUCAGAGGUGAAAGAAGAUGACUAUCUUGCUAGUGUAAGCUGGUCUGAAAAUGGAAGAGUGGUAGCAGCAGGGAAUAGUUGCUCUACAGUACAUCUCUAUGAUGUUGAGACUCUCCAUCUAGUGAGAUUGUUAGAGGGUCACCGUGGACGUGUGGGAUCUAUUGCGUGGAAUGGUCACACAGUAGCUUGUGGAACCUCUAGCGGAGAUAUCACCAACCAUGAUGUUAGAGUGAGGAACAGUCAAGUGUGCCGUGUGAAAGUGCACAAGGGCGAGGUCUGUGGUUUGAAAUGGUCGGGCACGGGCAGCAUGCUGGCGAGUGGUGCAAGCGAUAGGAGAGUCUACUUGUGGGACGCGUGUAAGAUGAGCGAAAAGCACCAUGUCUACAGAUUCGAUCAUCAUUGUGCAGCCGUGAAAGCUCUGGCGUGGUGCCCUCACGACUACAACGUGCUAGCAUCGGGUGGUGGCUUGGAAGAUGGCAAUAUCAAGUUAUGGAACACUCAAAAAGGGACCUGCACCUCUAGCACAGAAACUAAGUCACAGAUAUGUGGGCUGCAAUGGAACAAGCAUCACAAAGAGUUAUUAAGUGGGCAUGGCUAUGGCUACGAAUGUCAAAACCAGUUAUGCUUGUGGAGGUACCCUUCCAUGUCCAGAAUAGGAGAAUCUCGGAAUGCGCCGUCUCGAGUUCUCCAUCUAACUCAGAGCCCCAAUGGUCUAACCGUCGUCUCAGCCGGCGAAGACGAGGCUCUUCGUUUCUGGAAUGUAUUUGGCCCGGAGCCCCCCGGCAAUUCAAGAAUGUCCUAUUUGCAAAGCCUUUUAUCUCUCAAGACAUCACCCAUAAGGUGAUGACUAUUCAUUGAUUUUCACCUCUCCAACUAAUGUAGCCAGAUUGGAUUUAGUGUAAGCUUUAGAAGUUGGAUGAUAUAUGAAUGUCAGCAGUUCUGAUGAACAGUCUAUUGUAUUCAUUGACCACAAUACAAAAGCUUCAUGAUAAAUUGGCAUAGUUAAGAACACAAAUAUAAAUCAUCCAAUUGUAAAUGUGUUUCCUGGCUACCGCCAGCCAGAUCACAAGUUAAGGAAAAUGCAUCAAAGCCAAAUGGGAGCAUUAUUUAUUUGAGAAAUCCUUUCAAAGCAAACUCUGGGAUCUAAGUUGACCAACAAGAAGCAUAAAGCCUUGGAAAAAGGGUACAAAAAGAAUCCGCUUAAGCUGAAAUAAAUCAAUCGACCCCGCUGUAUCUUUAACCUGUAAGAGCAGCAUUGAGAGCGCUGUGUACAUCUAUGCCGAUUUGUGCUUCAGCUUUCUCCACGUCGGUUGAUGCUGUGUUUAGCUUUUGUUGAAACUCUGCAAGGCCUUUCUGAAC